Messenger RNA from Dermochelys coriacea (leatherback sea turtle), 1773 nucleotides. Its product is annotated as papilin-like. The record is from RefSeq and is a predicted model, not a curated record. Lineage: Eukaryota; Metazoa; Chordata; Testudines; Dermochelyidae. Gene Ontology annotation, biological process: innate immune response; antibacterial humoral response. Gene Ontology annotation, molecular function: serine-type endopeptidase inhibitor activity. The transcript has 10 exons. Gene Ontology annotation, cellular component: extracellular region. Bases 1 to 1773 code for a protein of 590 amino acids.
AUGAAGUCAGGUACCAUCUUCCUUCUCCUGGGGCUCCUGGCCCUGGGGAAUGCCACAUGGAAGACGGAGAAAAGUGGUGAGUGGUUUGCCCUUUUCCUCUGGCCCAGGGCAGCCGAGGUGGAUGUGGGGGAAAGAGCCAUGUGCAGUCAUGGUGCUAUGCAAGCCCUGCCUGCCAUGGCACCAGGGGAUCUAGAGCCCAGCAGCAGCUCGGCCUUCGAUGGCUGGCUAAUGAAGAGCUCCAUGGCCAUAGUCCUGCGUGGCACUGACGUGGGCUCAGAGGAGGAACAGCCAUAUGCUGCCCCCACAGCUAAGGACGGUGAGUGUCCUGCCGAAAUGAAGGGGCCCGCACGACCCCCCCAGGCCUACUGUCUCUCGGAUGAGUCCUGCCCAGGGAGCGAGAAGUGCUGCAGCGAAGGGGACAGGAGAGUCUGCGUCCUCCCGGAUUCAGUGCACCCUGGGUAUUGCCCCAAGCCAGAUGCAGGCCUGAUCACCAUCUGUCUUGUGAGCUGCUCUGAUGACACGCAGUGCUCCAUGGAUGAGAAGUGCUGCACCAUUGGCUGCCACAGAAAAUGCACCAAGGCUGAGCCAGCUUCCCCGGGCAUUUGUCCCAAGAGGAAAGUGCUGCAACCAUUUGCUCCUUGCAACAACAAGUGUGCUAGCGACAGGAGCUGCCCUGGCGAACAGAAAUGCUGCUUUACUGGCUGUGGCCUUGACUGUGUCCCUCCACAAGCAGGUGCCCUCAGCACCGCCCUGCCGCCCACCCAGUCCGGAGAGGGCUGGGACUGGACCAAACAGACUCAAGAGGGAAGCAGUGCUACAGGGAAGCCUUGGACACCAAGGAAACGUGGAACCUGCCCACCCAACCUCUUCAGGUGUCUCUACACAGAGCCCCCUCUGUGCCUCAAUGACACCGACUGCCGGGAGCGGCAGAAGUGCUGCUAUAACAUGUGUCAGUUCCGCUGCAUGGACCCGGAGGAAGAGAAACCCGGCAUCUGCCCAGCUGAGGCCCCAGCAGGCGUCCUCGAUCCCUGUUUCUUCCGCUGCUCUGUGGACAAGGACUGCCUGGGAAGCGAGAAAUGCUGCAUCCUGAGCUGUGGGGCUGCCUGCCUGGAGCCAAGGCAGGACGUUUGCCAGCUGCCCGCCCAAGCGGGUCUCUGUGACGUCUACUCCUUCCGCUACUUCUACAACGCCAGCGCCCGCAGGUGUGAGCCGUUCUCCUUCCGCGGCUGCAGGGGAAACGCCAACAACUUUAAGACAAAAGCCGAGUGUGUCCAGGCCUGCGCAGGCCACGAGAAGCCCGGCGAGUGCCCGGCCGUAGAGCAGGGACCGGCUGGCGCCUGUGAGGAGAGAUGCCGCCGAGACGACGACUGCCCAGGUUCCCAGAAGUGCUGCGGGAACGGCUGCGGCUCCGAGUGCAGCUCAGUGACCCCAGAAGUGAGGCCUGGAGUCUGCCCGGCAUUACCAAGAGGAGCCGUCGGUGCCUGUGAUGAGAGAUGCCGUUCCGACAGCGACUGCCCGGGCGCCCAGAAGUGCUGCAGCAACGGCUGUGGCCUGGCCUGCAUGGCUGUGGCUCUCAUCCCGGAGGUGAAACCCGGCGUCUGCUCAGCCCAAGCGCCAGCGGACAGCCUCAGCCCAUGCUUCUUUCGAUGUACCAAAGAUGAUGAUUGCCCGGGCCAGGAGAAAUGCUGCCGUCUCAGCUGUGGCACUGCCUGCCUGGAACCGAAGCACGGUAAGAAACAGCCAUUACCACGCCAGGCCCGUGAGUACUGGUGA